This is a messenger RNA of Lates calcarifer (barramundi perch), 3929 nucleotides long. It is a transcript of the gene gemin4, whose product is annotated as gem (nuclear organelle) associated protein 4. The transcript has 6 exons. Gene Ontology annotation, cellular component: SMN complex. Bases 272 to 3736 code for a protein of 1154 amino acids. Gene Ontology annotation, biological process: spliceosomal snRNP assembly; rRNA processing. Lineage: Eukaryota; Metazoa; Chordata; Actinopteri; Centropomidae. The record is from RefSeq and is a predicted model, not a curated record.
UGUCUCCUCACACCCUGAUGCGGAACAGCGGAAGCGCUUUAUACGAACUUGUUGACACGCUGCUGUAAACUUAUGAAAACCUGUUCAGAGUGACGGACUUUACCUGAUGAAUGGACUUCAUUGCUGUAUACGUGAAGUACCAGUGGUUUAUUUGACUAAACGGACUUUUCUGGCCGAUACUCUGGGCUACAGCUCAUGAAUGGGAAUUGAAACGGGACUAAAAUAAGCCGACGACAUUCCUUUAGCUCCAUCCAGCAGCAGCAGCUAAGCUAUGACAUUAAUGAUGGACAAAGAUGCAGCUGUUCUUCAGGGAGCUUUCCUCUCAGCUAACAAGCUGUGUCUCCCCUCAUCCCUGUCCUCCCUUCAGAAAGCUGACUGGAGCAGGGUAGGACGUUCAGUCGUGGAGACAGUCAUAGAAAUCUGUGGACUGGAUGAACUCAGGGUUUAUCCCAACACAGUGGCUGGCUGCUGGAAAAAGAGGAUAGUCUGUGUAGUGUGGUUGAAGUUGUUGUGCGGGCAAGCUGAGGAGGAUGUAGAGACAGCAUGGAGGGAGAACCCCUUCUUCCCUCUCCAGAACGGCCUCCCUGAGGUCAGCCAUGUUGUCCUGCUGGAGCUGGUGAAGUCACUGGCAGCUGCAGAUAUUUUUGCCCAUUUCCUCCUGUGUCUUCCUCAGGCUCAGGUCUGCGUUGAGCUUGAAAGGCUGACACAACAUGUGAAAAGCAGCCCAACUGGAGAGGAUGAUGUCCGACUUUUUCUGGAGGUGUGGUGGGAGCUGUGGAAGGGCAAAAAUGACCAGAGAGCAGGACGAGAGGAAGGCAUAGAGGCAAUGUUUGCCAACCAGUUUGCUCAUUUGUCCUCUAAGUCCUGCAGUCUGUCCCCUCAGGCUGCCAAGAGGUUAAAGCUAGACACAUCAGCUAAACUAGCAUCAUCACCAACCACUGAUGUCCUCCACAUUCUCCUCCAUGCACUUAAAGACAUUAAAGAUCACAUAUCCACAACAGAUCUCUGCCUCCAGGCUCUCUCCAUUUCCCUUGAUUCUCUGUACACAGCCUUUCUAAUAGACCAAGAAGUCAUCCUCCCAACUAAAGAGAAGAUGCACAUGUUGUCUAAAGCUGUGAGCAUCAGAGAAAAGAAUGAUGAGAAACUGAGCCCUGAACUUAUUCAGGAGGCUUUGAGAGACUUGCAUGCUUCCCACACACCAUCUCACUUUAAGCCCAGCACUAUGAGGCUUGGGGAAGCCUUGAAGAUUAUAACAGACCUCACACAGUUUUGGCUUAACAGUCAGCUCCUGAAAGUGUGUGACAGCACUAAUUUUAGUUACUCUGCAUUUAAACUAGAACAAAGUGUUCAGAGAGUCCUGACAGCCAUAGAGAAAGCAGACGUGCCUGAAGCCAUAACUGAAAUGAAUGCUCAAGAGACUGAGAAGAAUAUACUCAGAGGUUUGCUGAAGUCCCUGGCUCUCCCUGCCAUAGAGACGACUCCCAAGGUGGACGCAGAGGUCACUAUGACCAUCAUAAAUCACCACUUAGAAGACCAUCAGAACUUUGCUGUGUUAUUUGCCAGUGAAAAGAGCUGGGCCUCCUGUGAUGAGCAGUGGCUGGACUGCCUGGAAAAGAACCAAGCAGCCUUCCAGCAGCACAAUACUCUGGUCAACCUGGCCUCCAUCCUCAUGAGCAAACUCCACAGUGAGAGCUCAAACGUGAGCCACUGCAGGAAGCUGAUGAAAGUCAUUGCAGACAUUUUCUCAGCGCUUUCGUUAGAAGACAAGAACAAAUCCUUGGCUGCCAUGUUGAAAUUGUCCACCAGGGGGUUCUUUGGGCAUUCUGUUCCCCCUGCUGUAGCUGAUGGGUUUGAACAGGAGCUCAACAUGGCAUUCAACUGCAUCAUCCAAGGAGGGGGCGGGGCAUCAGCAGCAGAGUCGCAGGGCAAUCUGAACACAGCGGCCUCUUUGGUAGCAAGAGUGGCCUUUCAGAACCCAGUGGCGGCUUUGACGUCAUGCUGUCAUUCAGCUAUUUUCAACAAGGGGGCUUUCACUCUUAUGGCUAAGAUCCUUCAGCAGCUGCCCGGACUCAGAGGACAGAGGGAAAGAAAUGAUAAAACUGAAUGUAAUGGAGAAGAAAGAAAAGAGGCAGAGGAAAAUACAGAUGAAGGAAAGGAUCCUCUGCGUGGUAGCAGCCUACUCAGCAGGUGUCUGCAGGACAUAAUCAAGACCAAAUCGUUGUUGGCCAGUGAAAAAGAGCAGCUGGUCAAGUUUCUGGGUCGGCUGAUGAUGCCAGUUAUGGCAGUUGAUGGAGAAGAAAGGAGGCAGUGCUUUCUGUCACCUCAGGAGGUCGUCAACAUCUUCGUCCUGCCAAACCUUUCCACUAUGGGUCACAGUUCCUGCGAUAUAGAACUGAGUCUUCAACUUCUCCACACUGCUUUGUGUGUGGACGUCCAGGAUCCAGCCUCUUCUCCACACUGGGUGUUGGACUGCUCUCCCUUUCCCCUGCUUUACAUCCUCGCCCAGCUGCACAACCAGGCUCUCAGGUUUUGGGAGCAGCCAUCAGAGGGCGCUGUCCACCAUUGGUCCAUGGACACCAAGGAGCUGCUGGUGUCUGUGUUAACCACACUGGGGCAGGUGAUUGGUGCAGAGGUGGCGGUGACCCCCAACAGCUGGUCCAGAGCUCUUUUCUGGCUCUACAACAAGAUGGAGGAGCUGGACUGGACAGUUAGGUUCCACCUGAAGCCUGUGUGGAGGGAACACUUUAAAAAUGAAGUUCCCUCGUCUCUGCUGACAGUGUGUGAGUUACCUGAGCAGGAGUGGUCUGCUUUGGACCUGCCUCAGUACAGCCAGGGCAGUGGCCUUUUGGCCUGGAUGGAGUGCUGCUCUAUAUCGGACUCCCUGCGGUCCACCAUGUUGUCCUGUCUCUUGCUGGACCAGCGCCAGCCUGACCACGUCAACAUGUUCAGCAAAGGCCUGCUGGUGGCUCUGACCCAGACUCUGCCCUGGUGCUCCGUCUCCCAGUGGUCCAGGCUGCUGGGAGCCCUGAGGGAGCUGAUCACCUCCGGUCGACUCCACGUCCCCUUCUCACUUGAGUACGUGGAUUAUCUGCCCCUCCUGGAUCUGAGGAGGUUUUCAUGUGAGCUCCGCCUGUCAGUCCUCCUGCUUCGAGUCCUUCAGCUGCUCUGUGGGUCCAGCUGCUCGCACUGGCUGUUAGCAGAUGGCUGGGCGCAUGUUGGCAGGUUAUAUGCCCAUGCUGUGAGGGAGAUGAUGAACUCAGUAAGAGCCAAGCUACCUCUUCCCUCAUCUGGUGCUUGGACUGUUUCUGCUUCACCUCCUCCUCCUAAAACACCAGCAUCUAGAGACUCAAAUCCUGAAACCAAAGCUGCUAAAUUGUCCAGAGACUCUCUGAAAGAAGCAGAAGGCCCUCCUCUGAAAUCAGAAGAGUCACAAAUGGAAGAGCAGGUGGAGACAGAUCUCAGCCAGGAAGUCCUGUUUGUUCUCAGCCAGCUCUUCUGCCAUGUUCAGCACAUCCAGGUGAUGAUGCCAGGAGGCCAGUGUGAACCGCUGUUCCUGGCCAGUUUGGAGAUCCUCAGCCACUACGAAGCCAUCAUGACUGGCUUUCCAGACAGCAGCACUCCGCUGGAGAGCGACAACACCCGACACUUCUUCUCCACCAUCACAGACAACCUGGAGAACCAGGAGAUGAAGGCUGUACUGCAGCAGAAGAUCGCUCAGCUUGUGUCGUCAAGCUGAUUUUUCACAUGUAUUCCACUGAGGAAUUAAAGUUCAAGUACUCCAAAUUCUGUUUGUAGAUUUCAAACAUGUUUGCUGAUAAAGCAAAGACGUAAUGUCAGUUGUCAGUGUGGUACACUGUAUUUAGUUAAUCCAUGGAGUUAUUGUAAAAUGAGGAGUUGGGAAUCUGAGUGAAUAAAAAGCCUAAAUUUCA